Molecule: messenger RNA, 1491 nt
Organism: Aspergillus nidulans FGSC A4
Lineage: Eukaryota; Fungi; Ascomycota; Eurotiomycetes; Eurotiales; Aspergillaceae
Product: putative MFS transporter
Exons: 5
Coding region: 1-1491 (496 amino acids)
Biological process (GO): transmembrane transport
Cellular component (GO): membrane
Molecular function (GO): transmembrane transporter activity
Source: RefSeq, a predicted model, not a curated record
AUGCUCCAAAAAGAUGGCCAGCAGUUGCCAUCUGCGAAGCCCGCCUCUGCCCUCGAGCUGGCAAUAUUUUCCAGUGACUCACCACCUCUUCAGCACAGCAAUGCGGAAGGAUCGCCAACUCUACCAGAAUGGGUGCGUCUAGAGUCUAGAAUUCGCCGCAAAACAGAUCUGCGCCUCUGCUCUAUCGCCGGAAUCCUCUGCAGUCUCAAUCUGCUGGACUCGGGCAUCCUCGCCUCCGCCUCAGUAACGACAUUGCUAUCCGACCUCGACUUGCAGGGCCAGCGCUACUCUGUUUCAAUUUUCAUCUUCACCGUCGCCAGCAUCGUCUUUCAGCUCCCCUGCACUGUUGCCGUGCGCUAUGUCGGCCCGCGGCUCUGGUUCGCGACUAUCACGUUCUGCUUCGGUCUCAUCACCCUAUGCACAGCAUUCGUGCAAACCUGGCGCCAGAUGAUCGCCGUCCGCAUUCUGCUCGGAAUCUUCAUGUCUGGCAUAUACCCUGGUUUGACAUACCUCGUUAGCACUUGGUACACGAGGCAAGAGCAGCAGUUGCGUUUUGCAUUCCUGCAGUCGGGUGAAGUUGCAGCCCUGGCGACAGGUUACAUCGUCAAUUACGGCUUGAAUCAGCUGCACGGUAAAGCUGGGCUCGAAGGCUGGCGUUGGAUGUACCUCGUUCAGGGACUUAUCACCUGCGUUAUUGGGAUUGCGACAUACUGGUGGAUGGUUGAUUUCCCCGAAAAUGCGCGAAAGAGCUUCCACUUUCUUACAGAGACGGAGGCGAAGGUUGCAGUGCAGCGCAUCCAGGCUGACCGCGGGGAUGUCGUUCUCGACCCCUUCGAAUGGCGAAAGGUCCUUGUCAACUUCACGGACCCAAAACUAUACGGCUUUGCGUGCAUGUACUUUUGUCUGAAUAUCGUCUCCACGUCACUCAAUUAUUUCCUCCCCCAAAUCAUCGAGUCGGGAUUAGGUUUCUCGAGCAAUGAGUCCAUCCUCCUUUCCACUCCGCCCUACUACUGGGCCGUCCUACCUGUCCUGCUCACCUCUCUGAUCGGCGACACAUUCCGCAUCCGCGGACCAUUAAUCACAUUCAACGCCCUGUGCCUGAUAGCCGGGUACCUAAUGUUCGGCCUCCCCUCUUCUACCCAAGUAACAGUACGCUAUGUUGGCACGUUCCUCGCAACCGGCGCGUAUGUCUCCAACUGGGCGGCCCUCAACGCAUUUAUGGCGAACAAUAUCGUAGGCCAGUGGAAGCGCGCGACAACUGCUGCAGCGGUGGCAGCUUGUAAUGGGCUCGGCUCCAUUGCAGGGAGUUAUAUCGUGCGGCAAUCUGAAGCACCGGAGUAUCAGACAGCGGUUUGGGUUUCAAUUGGGGUUCUAUAUACAAAGUACAAGGCAGACCGGGAGGGCGCUCCAGAACACGGUUGGGUUCCGGUAUACAUACUAGUGGACAAUGAUGAUAUACAACCUGAGUCCAAAGAAUGGCCAUCAAUAUAA